AUGGAUGCACUUGCGCUUCUCGAAGACCUCGCCAAUGGACAGAUCCGGCUGGAGAGGGUGUUCCAAGAUCGGGAAGAUUUCCUGGCUCAAUAUUGGGUCCUGGCCUUUUGUACACGUAACAUAGUGGGUAAAAUAGAACAACAAAAACACAAAGUUGAAUGA
Xyrichtys novacula (pearly razorfish) is the source of this 162-nucleotide messenger RNA. Lineage: Eukaryota; Metazoa; Chordata; Actinopteri; Labriformes; Labridae. The record is from the annotation of a GenBank genome assembly.